Molecule: messenger RNA, 2359 nt
Organism: Abrus precatorius (Indian licorice)
Lineage: Eukaryota; Viridiplantae; Streptophyta; Magnoliopsida; Fabales; Fabaceae
Product: CRS2-associated factor 2, chloroplastic
Exons: 6
Coding region: 177-1931 (584 amino acids)
Biological process (GO): Group II intron splicing
Molecular function (GO): RNA binding
Source: RefSeq, a predicted model, not a curated record
AUAUCGUUAUAUUUGUCUUAUACAGUGAGCAACUGAAAAACCAGACAUUAUCAGUUCCCUCCCACUCACUUGAAGCUUCACUCAUUCCAAUCCUUUUUGGAGCGAACAGUAAAACACAAACACAAAAACAAUCACAGUGGUGGAGAACGUUCCUUUCAUUUCAAGGAACAACACCAAUGGUAAUAGUCGCAUUAUCAUCCUCCCUCCCUGGUGGCAGAAACCUCUUCUCCUCCUUGCCCUCAACCCCGCCGCCACACGACCCCACCGCCGCCGCCAUCUCCGCCACUCCGCCGCCACCAAUCUCAAUACCCAAGUACCCCCCUCCCCGCAAAUCCCAAAACCCUCCACAACCCCAAAACCCUCCACCAAACCCUGGCCUCAAAUACCACCGCCACUCCAAGUACCACAAGCCCGUCAAGCACGGCGGCGUCAUCGCCUCCGAAGGCGACCGCUCAGUCAUAAUUGGCGACUCCGGCGUGUCGUACCUGCUCCCCGGCGCCCCCUUUGAGUUCCAAUUCAGCUACUCGGAGACGCCGAAGGCGAAGCCGCUGGCGAUUCGCGAGCCGGCGUUCCUGCCUUUCGCGCCGCCCACGAUGCCGAGGCCGUGGACGGGGAAGGCGCCGUUGAAGAGUAAGAAGGAGAAGAAGAAGAUUCCACUGUUUGAUUCGUUCAACCCUCCCCCUCCCAACACGAAGGGAGUGAAGCGUGUAGAAAUGCCUGGACCGUUUCCGAUGGGGAAGUAUCCGAAGGAGGGUAAAACGAGGGAAGAGAUUCUUGGGGAGCCUCUCAAGAAGUGGGAGAUACAAAUGCUUAUUAAGCCCAUGUUAUCUCAUAAUCGCCAGGUUAAUCUUGGAAGGGAUGGAUUGACGCAUAACAUGUUGGAGUUGAUACAUUCGCAUUGGAAGCGACGCCGUGUUUGUAAAAUUCGCUGUAAAGGUGUUCCAACUGUAGAUAUGGAUAAUGUUUGCCAUCAUAUAGAGGAGAAAACUGGGGGGAAAAUUAUUCAUCGAGUUGGUGGUGCAGUUUAUCUUUUCCGUGGUAGAAAUUACAACUAUAGUACUCGUCCUCAGUUUCCUAUUAUGCUCUGGAAGCCAGCUGCUCCUGUAUACCCAAAACUUAUUCAGGAUGCUCCAGGAGGAUUAACAAAAGCUGAAGCUGAUGAGUUAAAGAUGAAGGGGAAAAGCCUGCUGCCAAUAUGUAAAUUAGCCAAAAAUGGAGUAUACACCUCCCUUGUAAAGGAUGUGAGAGAUGCUUUUGAAGGAUGUCCUCUAGUGAAAAUUGACUGCAAGGGGUUGGAUCCUAGUGAUUACAAGAAAUUAGGUGCCAAACUUAAGGAUUUGGUUCCUUGUGUGCUGUUGUCUUUUGAUGAUGAACAGAUAUUGAUGUGGAGGGGCAAAGACUGGAAAUCGAGGUACCCACAAGUUCUGCCCAUUUGUACUCCUGCCGAAGCUGGUGUUACAGGAAAAUUGAACAACAAUACAGGCAACGAGACUGACGACAGUCAAACUGUGGAGCACGAUGGCAACAUGGUGAACACAAGCUCAAAAAUGUUGUCUCUGUGGAAUACUGCAAUUGAGUCAAGCAAGGCUUUGUUGCUAGAUGAUUUUAAUCUUGGUCCUGAUGCUCUUUUGGAGAAGGUAGAGGAAUUCGAGGCUGUUUCACAGGCCACGGAGCACUCCCAUCCAGCAUUUAUUUUGUCUGGUGAAAAUGGUGCUGAAGGUUCAACCACAAACUUCGAAGAUAGCUAUUCUAGUGACGGCUUACCUACUGAGUAUGAUGACGAUGAUGAUUAUGUUAACUACCAUGAUGAUGAAGAUGAUGACUUGUAUGUCGUGGACUCAUCAGCUCAACCCGGAUCAUUACCCCUGGAUAUGAUUGUCAAAAGGCUAAACCAAGACCACAGGAGUAAAAACAUGAAAAAAAAUCUAUGAUAACUUGAAGAGCAUGUGUAUUGAGGAAAAUAGCAGGCAUGAAAUGUAAAAUUUCGAAUAGAGAAAAAUAGUUAUUUGUAAAUAACCAAUGGUUAAUGUCUCCGGCACUAAAUUUUGUGCGACAACUACGUUCACAACAUAACAUGAGGCCACUCGUGCUAAAAGGGAAACUCUCAUGGUUUCUUCUGAAUUGGGUACAUUUGAGAGCCAACACCUAAUGAUGCACUUUCCUUCAAAUAACAUAACAAUAUUGGAGGCUUUUUUAAUAAAAAUUUAAAGGAAAUGAAAACUCUAUUUCAGAAUUGUAUCAUUCAAUUAAAAGAGGUUAAUUAUUUAAGUGGCACAUGCUUAUUUUUUUACAGAAAAUUCUCAGGUUCAAACUUUGUGAAUGUUGUACUCCAAUAUAAUUCAAUUUCUGUUAUUCUGUU